Vanrija pseudolonga is the source of this 2984-nucleotide messenger RNA. It is a transcript of the gene DCL1, whose product is annotated as Dicer-like protein 1. Bases 106 to 2925 code for a protein of 939 amino acids. Gene Ontology annotation, biological process: siRNA processing. Lineage: Eukaryota; Fungi; Basidiomycota; Tremellomycetes; Trichosporonales; Trichosporonaceae. The transcript has 5 exons. Gene Ontology annotation, cellular component: cytoplasm; nucleus; RISC complex. Gene Ontology annotation, molecular function: RNA binding; ribonuclease III activity. The record is from RefSeq and is a predicted model, not a curated record.
CAUCCCCCCCCCCCCCCCCCCGCGUCCUUUCGCUUUCUCUCUAUCUCUCUUUCUUCCACUUCACAGAACCAGAGAGCCCCCUCAACACCCCCACGGCCGAUAUCAAUGUCCAAGCGGAAUAGUCCGGCUGGCACAGACUCGCCCAGCAAGCGUGCUCGUCCACUCUCCAUCCAAAAGUCGCGACUGGUCACCACCCAACAGCCCCAUCCUCGCGUCACGCCCCAGAACGCGACCACCCUCCUCUCACUCUACGUCGGCUCCUUGAGAAAUAACCUCUCCGUCCACAACGCCCGCUACACGUUCGAGGGAUCGGCUCCAAACGGCGUCGAGGGGCACCAAAAGUGCACUGUACUGUUGCCGUUCAACAGCCCGGUCCGCGAGGCGACCUCGGAUGACUUCUUCCCGAACAAGCAGGGUGCCAAGAGAUCGGCCGCCAUCAAUGCCAUCAACGCUCUCAUAGCUGCAGGUGAGAUCAGCCAAGAGCUCAUCCCCACCCCAGCAAACCCGACCAAGAAGGGCCCUCCUGGACAAGCACAAGAGUCAAACGGGCACAAUGCGUCAACACCGAUCGAUAACGGCGGUCCCAAGCCCAUUGUCCCUGCGAAGCCACCGCCAACAUCGGGGGAAGACGAGUACCCGUAUUAUGCUUCCCCAAAGUUUUGGGCGGAAUGCCCGCCCGUGUCUUCUGCCGAGAAGCUUUACACGGCGGUCAUAACGGUGGCUUUCGACGAUCCCCAUGCUACCGAGCUGGCUGGAGAGUGCCGACCGCUCCUGCUGCUCACGUCGCGUCCGCUCCCGGGGCUCGACAUCUCGAACAAGCGUGCUUCGCCCAUCGAGCUCGACAUCACCCAAUUUGGCUUCGCGACCACGGCGAUUCUGAGCGCUGCACAGCCGAUCACUGUCGACGAAGGACAGGUGGACCGUGCCUUUGAGUUUACAAGACGGCUUCUCAGGGCGACCCUCAACAAGGGUCUUGACGGCGAGAUCGAAGAGACGAGGUACCUGGUCGUGCCCCUGCGUCGUGGACUCGAGCCCACCCCCAAUAUCACAGCGGAUGACAUUGCCUGGGAUGAGGUCAACCGUAUCGAGGGCGAGCUCUUCACCCCGAUCGACCUUGACGACCGCACUGCGCUUUUGCAGCAGCUCGAAGAUGCUGUUAUCAGCACCCCGAACAACGAGUUUGGACGCCGAUUCUUUGCGGUUGGCCUCCGAACCGAGCUGAGUCCCCGAUCCAAAGUCCCUGGCAAGGAGACCACCUUCUGGCAAGAGAAGCUCGAGGCCAUCGGCAAAGGAUGGCAGCUGGGAGAAGCGGAGAGUUUAAAGUACCCGAACCAGCCGCUUCUGGAAGGCGAUCACUACAUCGGCCCCAAGAAUGGUGGUUUGAUUGGAAGUGUGUGGCAAGGUCCCAAGUGCCGCGGUCACAUCCUCAUCCCCGAGCUCUACACCCGCCACUUCCUCAACGCCAGCGUCCUCCGCACUGCGUCGAUACUGCCGGCCAUGCUGACCGAGUUGGAGGACGAGCUGUUGGCCGAUGAGAUGAACGAGGAGUUCUUCAAUGGGGCCCUCAAGACGUCACUGGCGCGUGAGGCUACCACUUGCCCCGGUUCACGCCCGUUUGCAGGCCAGGCGGCUCUCAACUAUGAGCGACUCGAGCUUCUCGGCGACACGAUUCUCAAGCUUAUCGUGACCGUCGACACCUAUAUCUCGAGCAGUAGUUGGCACGGCACGGAAGGCGACAUGACCGACCUGAGGCACAGAAUGGUGUCCAACAAGGCGCUCCAGGCGUCUCUGAUAAAGGCUGGCAUUGUGCCAUACAUCCGCAUGACUGUGCGUCGUGGACGCGCCUUCCUUCCUCCUGGAUGGAUCGUGGAGAAUUCAAUCGGUCUGGUGGAGGCUACGCCGACGACUCAGACGCUUGGUGACAAGUCGGUCGCCGACGUUGCAGAGGCGCUCAUUGGCGCCGCAUACCUCUCAAAUGGCCGCAGCAUCCAAGCCGCAAUUGAUGCGAUGCAUGCCCUCUGCGUACCGAUCAAGCUCCGCCAGUGGUCGCAGCUUGCUGAAUUCACCCGCGACAAGACGGCAGUUGGCCGUCCCCUCACCCUGCUUGGCUACAAGUUCAAGCAUCCCGCUGAAGGCCGCAUCAUCAUGGUACGUGGCUGGUUCCGGACGCCGAGCAGAGCUCACACUGCGCAGAGCCACACCAACGACCCGGUUGGCAAGUCGCAGUUUGAACGAUGCGAGUUUCUGGGUGACGGUUUGAUCGACUAUUUGACGGUCGAUGAAAUCUACCACUCUCAUCCGGAUUUAGGCCCGGCACCCAUGACCCACAUGAAGCACUCGCGAGUGUCCAAUGCGGCGUUUGGAGCAUUCCUCGUCUUCUCUGGCCUCUCUGACCAGUUCACCGAGAUGGAUAAGCCGACGAUGCUUCAACUGCAGAAGGUGGAGAGAGAAUUGAAGAAGGCCAAGGAUGCCGCCGACGCGGAGCGUGCGGCUGGCAAGCAGAACCACGAGUUCUGGGCCACCGUGCGGCAGCACAAGUGGGUUGGUGACACUGUCGAAGCCGUGUUCGGCGCCAUUCUGGAAGACAGCGGGUUCGACCUCGAAGUGGCAAGGAAGCUAUACGACGAGUAUCUUCGCCCCUUCGUCGACUUAUACGCCGUACCUCCUAUUGCCCACUCGAACCACCCCAAGAGCGUGCUCCUCGAGCUGCUCGCCAAGGAAGGGUGCCAAGGCUACACUAUUGAUCGCUUGGGUGAAGUGCCCGGCAAGUCGCAGGUGUAUGCGGCCAGUGUGUCGAUUCAUGGUACCGUCAUGGCCAGAGCCGAGGGGCCGAGCCCCGACGUCGCGAUCCGCAUCGCGUGCGACCGCGCUUUCAAGCCUGUCAAGGCCCGUCUUGAUAAGCUGUGCACCUGCGGGAAGACCUAACAGAUGUAUAAUAGAACCCCUUGUAAGCAUUUAGUAGUAUCAGGACUGUCUUUUGUGAC